GCUAGGAUCAGGCACUCGCCAGAGGCGCCUUGAGUCGGCCGCAUCCCAGGAACCCUCGCGGCGCCGGGGUCCUCGUAGGCACUGCCGGCAGCCGCACGUGUUGGGAGCAUCAUGCCUAAGUCCAAACGUGACAAGAAGGUUUCCUUAACGAAGACUGCCAAGAAAGGCUUAGAACUCAAACAAAACCUGAUAGAAGAGCUUCGAAAAUGUGUGGAUACAUACAAAUACCUUUUCAUCUUCUCCGUGGCAAACAUGAGGAACAGCAAACUGAAGGAUAUCAGAAGCGCUUGGAAGCACAGCCGGAUUUUCUUUGGCAAGAACAAGGUCAUGAUGGUGGCUUUGGGCCGAGGUCCUACUGAUGAGUAUAAAGACAACCUACACCAGGUCAGCAAGAAGCUGAGGGGUGAGGUCGGUCUCUUGUUCACCAAUAGAACGAAGAAGGAAGUAAAUGAGUGGUUCAGUAAGUAUACAGAAAUGGAUUACGCCCGAGCUGGUAACAAAGCGACUUUCACUGUCAGCCUGGACGCAGGGCCCCUGGAGCAGUUCCCCCACUCUAUGGAGCCUCAGCUAAGGCAGCUUGGUCUGCCCACAGCCCUCAAGAAAGGUGUUGUGACCCUGCUCUCUGACUACCAGGUGUGUAAGGAGGGUGAUGUGCUGACCCCUGAGCAGGCUCGAGUCCUGAAGCUGUUUGGGUUCGAGAUGGCAGAAUUCAGAGUUAACAUCAAGUAUCUGUGGCAGGCUGAGUCAGGGAAGUUUGAGCAUCUGGGGGAGGAUGCGGAGGAGGACUACGAUGACAGCAGCUCCUCAAAGGAAUCAGAAGACUCAGAGGAUGACGAUUAACUGCAGACAGCCCAACCCAGGAGCCCCCUCGGUCAGGCACCGGACUUGGCUCUGUUCCAGCCUCUCAGAGCUGCUGCCUCCCCUCAGUAAGGAAAGAGCAAUUGAUUUUGCAGGACUCUCAGGAAAGAGGUGCAGGGCAUGCGUGACUUUUUAUAUAGAAUAAAGUGUGGCCAGAGGAGUGGGUGCUCUCCCUGUGGGCAAAGGGAAGAAUGUGGCUCUGCUGUGGAGUCCCACUUCUUUCUGGUUUUCAGCCUAAACCAUUCUGUCCAACGCCUGGAGGCUUAAAGGGAACGAGGUAAAGAGGAAGGGAUGGAGUUUACUCUCCUGCACUUCUCUCCUGACCUUGCUAGCUUCCCCCUGUACCUGGCCUUCUCCAGAUGUCUGUGAUAGGAAAUACCAAAGUUGGGAGUAUGGAAGGAAAAUGCAGCCUUUACAGAAGAAAGUGGCCCCUGGUGCCCCUGGGAUGAAGCCAGCAGCCAUAGGGAGGCAGGGUAUCUCGGACCCUGAGAGGAGAAGCCAGGAGAAGUUGGGUUCCUUCGUGUGCAAAAACCUUUGAGUGUUAGUGGUAUGAGAUAUCCUGGAUUAGACCAUAUAUAGAGAUGUCGUAAGACACGAACCACUGGGUAGACAGGGACCACUUCACAUUUUUCAUUACCUCCCACAACACUAAUUCAUUUAUAUAGCACACUUUGAAAAUUUGCAGACCCUCUGAGGUAGGUGUGACGAGUAUUAUCUCCAUUUACAGCUGAGGAAACAGACUAGGCUUCCCCUGCCCACGUUCACACGGGAAGUAAGAAUCAAAGGCAGGAUUCCAAUUCGAGUCUCAUCCCACUGUGCCCUGCUGUUUCUCAUAGUCUGAGAGGCGCAGCACAUCGGAGUGCUUGCUUCCGGAGUGGCGCAGAGGCAUUUUCAACAGUCCCCAGGCUCAAAGUCUUAUCAUCCUGGGCAGGGCUUCUUCCAUUUUCUGUGUUGAGGACCCCUUGGGCUGUGUCUAAUGAAGCCCAUGAAACCUUUCUUUUCUCCCAUAUUUAAAAUUCCCAGGAUCACAGAGGAAGCCAACUAUUUUGAAAUAACAUUUGUCCAAAUAUUUUCAAACAUGUUAAGAGCCCCUGGUCUAGGAUCAAAUUGGCCUUUUUUUCCUUUCACCUUCCCAGCAAAGACCUCACCUUCUGUAAGAAGUCUUUCUCGGGCCGCAUUAAUGCUAGUGCCUUCCCUAUGGUCGUUAUCUUCCCCAUUUAUCCUGGAAAUAUCUCGUUUGUACCGAACUAUCUGCAUGUUGUCUCCCCAAUUAGCCUGGGAGCAUAAUAAAUGCUUGUUAGCUGAC
Molecule: messenger RNA, 2164 nt
Organism: Monodelphis domestica (gray short-tailed opossum)
Lineage: Eukaryota; Metazoa; Chordata; Mammalia; Didelphimorphia; Didelphidae
Gene: MRTO4
Product: MRT4 homolog, ribosome maturation factor
Biological process (GO): ribosomal large subunit assembly; nuclear-transcribed mRNA catabolic process; rRNA processing
Cellular component (GO): nucleolus; preribosome, large subunit precursor
Molecular function (GO): RNA binding
Source: RefSeq, a predicted model, not a curated record